Orussus abietinus is the source of this 914-nucleotide messenger RNA. RefSeq names its product 5-formyltetrahydrofolate cyclo-ligase (gene Mthfs). Gene Ontology annotation, cellular component: mitochondrion. Gene Ontology annotation, biological process: tetrahydrofolate interconversion; folic acid-containing compound biosynthetic process. Gene Ontology annotation, molecular function: 5-formyltetrahydrofolate cyclo-ligase activity. Lineage: Eukaryota; Metazoa; Arthropoda; Insecta; Hymenoptera; Orussidae. The record is from RefSeq and is a predicted model, not a curated record. The transcript is spliced from 5 exons. The coding region runs from base 202 to 798 and encodes 198 amino acids.
CUCCUUAUGGAAUCCUAGUUAAGGCUAGGCUUCGCUUGCGAAAAGUCGGAUCUUGCAACUUAUGGCUUAUUUAUUCGUUACUUUUUUGCGAUAAAAGCUGGGCCAGCCCCGGGAUCCGACAUCCGCCCGACCUUCUCGGUCCUCAUUCAAUGUCGGGAUAACCUCCUCAAAGCGACGCGCUGUUAAGGUCGGGACGCCACGAUGACCGCAAUCGAGACCGGCAAGGCUGCCCUUCGCAACGAGAUGAAGAAGGUUCUCGCGGGCAUCGCCAAAGACGAGCGAAAACGCCAAUCGACGAGGAUCGUGGAAAAGUUGAUCUCUCUACCGCAGUACCAGCAGAGUCGGAGGAUCUCCCUGUACUUGAGCACGGAAGAUGAGCCCGAUACGUUGCCGCUCUUGAGGAAGAUAUUCGACGCCGGUAAAGAGGCUUUUGUUCCCAGAUACAGAGGCAAGGUCAUGGAGAUGGUUAAAUUGCACUCGAUGGAGGACUUCGAGAGCCUGCCGUUGACUAAAUGGAACAUAAAGCAACCCCACUUUCGGGAUGACAGAGAAAACGCCCUGCAAGGUGGAGGAUUGGAUCUCAUCGUCCUACCAGGGAUGGCAUUUACAAUUAAUGGUAAACGACUGGGACAUGGUAUGGGCUACUAUGACAAAUUCCUACACGAGUGUAUCUCCUCGCAGGAAAAAAAGCCCCAUUUAAUUGCUUUAGCUUUUAACGAACAAGUAAAGGAAGAGAUACCCACGACCGAAAAGGACGUCGAUCUUGACAUGGUACUCACGGAGAAGGACGUUCAAUAACGAUCUUCAUGAAUUUUUUUUUUACACUUUUAUAAGUACUAUCAAAAGCGACUGAUUGAUGUAUCGUGGGGCAUUUAAUUAGACAUUAAAAAUAAAAAGAAAGGAUUCUUACCACU